Molecule: messenger RNA, 1653 nt
Organism: Salvelinus fontinalis (brook trout)
Lineage: Eukaryota; Metazoa; Chordata; Actinopteri; Salmoniformes; Salmonidae
Gene: tmem81
Product: transmembrane protein 81
Exons: 5
Coding region: 63-947 (294 amino acids)
Source: RefSeq, a predicted model, not a curated record
AUCUUCCCUUAUUCACUCCACACAGUGCAGUAAUUUAUAGAGACAGAUACAGAGACACAGAGAUGGGGAGUUGGGGUCUGUCCAUGUCCCUCGUCUCCUGGUCCUUCCUCCUCUGCUUGUCCAGCCCUACCCCUAACCCCCUGUCCCUUGCUGACCUGGAGGACUUGAAGGCCGUUCCAGCAGAGGUCAUCAUACACAACUCUCCCUGCAGCACCACCUGCGGUGUGGGCCUGCGCACCCAGGAGCUGUGCCCACUGAGAGAGGGCCAGGUCGGGGAGGAGAAGGACUGCCAUGUCCGGAAGGUCCGCUGUGUGGACUCCUGGCAGUGUGGUCUGCAGACUGUCACUGUGCUUGCUGGUCAGCGGUUGGAGCUGGACUGUCUGGGUGAGGUGAUGGAGGCCAUGGGUCGCUUCUCCUUCCGGGUAUCGUGGCGCUACGCCCGGGGGGUGGUGACCACCGACGACUCUCUGCUGGGACGCUGGGACGCCCCCAGGCUAGACCGGCUAGUCCUGGACCCCGUGAGGGAGGAGGACGCUGGGACAUACCGCUGUGAUGUACAGGACACUGAUUACCGCAGGGUCAAGAGACUCUACCUGGGGCUCAAGGUGCUCCCUCCUGAGGCUCUCAGACUGGACUUCCCCUCUGCUCUGGCUCGGUGGGACGAUGGGGAUGAGGAUUCCCAUGGUAACAUCAUCGUGGUGAAAGAGGAUGAGGACCUGUACGGCAGCACGGUCGUCAAGGAUAUUGUUUUGAAAAGCCUCUGGGUUGCAGUGGUCGCAGUGGUCGUCUUCUUCUUGGGUAUGUACAGGAAAUACGUCCUGGCCCGUGUCUGCCUGGGCCGCCCCGAUGGUUCGCCUCUCCCUGCCCCUAACAGAACCCCUUUCUCCAUUAAUACCAUCACGCCACCAGCAGGUGGCCCUGUUGACCGUGUGUCUACUAGCUGCUGACAGACACAAGUAAAUGGCCUGUGGGCUACUACUUACGUAAACAAACAAUUUUUUGGACUAUGUUGCUGUGUUGUUUGUCUGUAGAGAAAAACAUUUACUCAAAACAUUUACUCAAUAUAAAAGUCACUCAACCAGAAACGUGAGCCUGUUUGACAGCAGUUUGUAGUGUUGAGAGCUCAUGUUUACAUGAGAUUUCUGUUUUCUCAGCCCGAGAAGGUAGUUAUUGCGUCCUUGAAAUGUAUUGGUGUGUUUAAAAAGGACAACUAGUUGUUUUCUGGGAGAGGAUGAGGGAUGAUUUUUCCUGAAUCAUCUCACAAUAUCUGUAAAAUGGUACAAGUACCUUCCAAAACAUGCACAAAAAAAAGCCUUUUCUUCUUUAAAGAAAUGUAUUUUUAAAGGUUAGACUCGAUGCUGGCUAAGGAAUCAUCAUUUUAACCUGACGAAGGUUCGUGUUAUGUCGAUAUGUUGUCAGUAAAAGGUGGUAAUUGGGAGCAUCCUGCGUGUCUGUUCAUUUGAAGUACUUCCUUAUCCCGACAUCUGGGUCGUUUCACAAAUAAAUAGUGCCUUUUGCGUCCCUUUUGAUACUUUAAGUAGAAAUUGUGCACCGGUACUGAAUUUUUAAAAGCCUGUUAUAUUUAAAUGAAGUGCCCUUUAAUUUAGACUACAUAGAGAAUUCAAUAAACCAGAUUUUUUAAUAUGAAUAAUU